Salvia splendens (bonfire salvia) is the source of this 1326-nucleotide messenger RNA. RefSeq lists its product as uncharacterized. Lineage: Eukaryota; Viridiplantae; Streptophyta; Magnoliopsida; Lamiales; Lamiaceae. The coding region runs from base 1 to 1326 and encodes 441 amino acids. The record is from RefSeq and is a predicted model, not a curated record. The transcript has a single exon.
AUGGCAGAGAAUAUUGCUUUUAGGGGCAAAUCCACAGAUGAUCCGAACAAACACAUCACCAAGUUCAUUCAGAUCUGCAACACUACGAAGUUGAAUGGAGUGACAGAUGAUCAGAUUCGACUUAGGCUGUUUCCCUUUUCCUUAGAGGAUUCAGCAAAGGAUUGGUUGGAGAGCUUGGAGUCGGGCUCAAUCAGAACAUGGGAUGCUAUGGUAGAGAAGUUUUUAGAAAAGUUUUAUCCCCCCAGUGAGGCGAUUAAGAGGCAACAUGAGAUCAUUGCCUUUCAGAUGAACGCUGCGGAGAAUAUCACAGAAGCAUGGGCGAGAUUCAAAGCUUUGAUGAAACGAUGUCCCAACCAUGGGUUAACCCCGACAAUCCAAGUUAUUACUUUUUUCAAGGGAUGUGUGCCUGAGGCACAAAGGGAGUUGAACUUGAGCUCAGUCGGUAAUUUUCUGAAGAAAGGAGUGGAUGAGGCCAUGGAAGUAAUAGAGGAGCUCGCAUCUAAUGACGACGGAUGGAGCAACAACAGGAGUAAAGUACAUAGGGUGGCGUCUACCACAGAUCAUGAUCCUAUGAGCGCCCUAUCUGACAAGCUGGAUGCGCUGACUAUGAAGUUUGACUGCAUGGCAAUGGGGCAACCGACUCAAGAGCCCCAAGGAAAUAUGAAGGAUGUUAGCUAUGUGAAUCAAGGGGGCAACAACCGGUACUACAAUAACCAACGUCCCAACUUCCAGGGUGGAGAAUAUAAUCAGUUUGGGAACAGGGGGCAUCCCAAUCUCUCUUAUGGGAACCCCAAUAAUGCUCUGCAACCACCCCCGGGGUUCACGGUUACCAAUGGAGUGGUCGAUGAUCCGAAGAAGAUGACCACGGAAGACAUACUCAAGUCUUUCAUGCUACAGUCCAACAAGCUCAUGGAGCAGAAUAAUCAAAGGAUGGAGAAGGUUGAGACAGAUGUGCAAAGCAUGGCCACUCAUAUGAAGAACAUCGACACACAGAUCAGCCAGAUUUCCCAGACUGUGAGUACUAUGACUCAACCGGGAAAAUUCCCUUCGAACACCAUCAUAAAUCCCAAAGAUUGCAAAGCUGUGCAGCUGAGGAGUGGAAAAAGUUAUGAGGGACCUGCAAUGCCAUAUGAGGACAGAGUAACGGAAAAGGCACCUGAAGAGGAGGUGUUAGUCGAGGAAGUUGAGACCGAGACAGUACAAAUUACUCCCCCAUCUAAGGAGAACGUGGUUCCAACUCCACCUACACCACCAGCAGCUCACACUUCCACUGACGUGAGGAUUCCCUACCCUCAACGUGUGCAAAAGAAGAAGACAGAUGCAUAG